This is a messenger RNA of Elephantulus edwardii (Cape elephant shrew), 1470 nucleotides long. RefSeq names its product smoothelin-like 1 (gene SMTNL1). Gene Ontology annotation, molecular function: protein binding. NCBI's taxonomy places the organism in Eukaryota, Metazoa, Chordata, Mammalia, Macroscelidea, Macroscelididae. Gene Ontology annotation, cellular component: filamentous actin; microtubule organizing center. Bases 1 to 1470 code for a protein of 489 amino acids. The record is from RefSeq and is a predicted model, not a curated record. Gene Ontology annotation, biological process: actin cytoskeleton organization. The transcript has 8 exons.
AUGGAUCACAAGGAAGGCAAGCCCUCGGCAGAUGAGACCAACGUGUCCCCCACCACAGAGGACUCUGGGACCCCAGGAAAUGGGGCUUCUGAAGAGGAGGCAGCCAAGGACACAGCUGGGGAGACUGUCAAGGAUGGAUCUCCAGAUGGUGCAGGGAAGUCGGAAAGUACACCAGCUGAGGGGAGCGUCACAGCUGGAUUCCAGGGAGAAGCAAAUGGGCUAGAUGAGGUCAAGGUGAAGUCCAAAGUAGAAGAUACAGCGGAACUUGAAAAGGAAGGUGGUGGGAGUGAAGAGUCAACGGGGGUGUCUCAGGAGAAGACCGAUGAGAAAGGAGAAGCCGAAUCGGAACUCAAGAAGCCUGAGGGUAAAGAGGAGGCCAUGCUAGCCCCUGAGAAACAGAAGUCUGAGGAGAAGGAGGCCAAGCCUGGAUCUGAAACACAGAAGUCUGAGGAGAAGGUGGACAAGCCUGGAUCGAGGGAGGAAGCUGACGUGGAGGACCAGGCAGCCAGGCUGGCCCCUCAGGAGGCGAGUGACCAGCUGGAGCAGCCCGAGCCCAAGCCCGAGGAGGAGGCUGGUGUGAAAGAAGACAAGACUGAACCUCAGCAGACAGCUGUUGUGAAUGACGAGGCUAAAAUUGGACCGCAGGAGGCUGAUGGGAAAGAAGAGACUAAAAAGGAUUCCAAGGAGGAGGUGAGUGAGGAAGGGGAGGAGGAGGAACCUGGUGGUAACAGUGAAAGGCAGGCCCAGGAUGUGGAGCGAGAGCCAGAGGAGGGGGCUCAGGUGGUCCCCAGCUCCCCCGAGGAGUGGCCUGAGAGCCCCACAGAGGAGGGUCAGGGCCUCAGCCCUGAUGAGAUGAGCCGAGACACAGAAGCUUCUGGAGAGACCAGUCCUUCUGCCAGUGAGUCUUCUCCCAGCGAUGUUCCCCAGAGUCCCACAGAGCCCUCUCCCCCAGAGGAGAAGAAGAAGGAGAAGGCCCCUGAGCGCAGGGUGACAGCCCCGACCCGGCCCCGAGGGGUCCGUGCACAGAACCGCAAAGCCAUCGUGGACAAGUUUGGCGGGGCAGCCUCGGGUCCCACAGCCCUGUUCCGGAACACAAAGGCAGCAGGAGUAGCCAUCGGCGGGGUCAAGCAAAUGCUCUUGGAGUGGUGCCGGGCCAUGACCAAGAAAUACGAGCACGUGGACAUCCAGAACUUCUCCUCCAGUUGGAGCAGCGGCAUGGCCUUCUGCGCCCUCAUCCACAAGUUCUUCCCCGACGCCUUCGACUAUGCCGCGCUGGACCCCACGCAGCGCCGGCACAACUUCACCUUGGCGUUCUCCACGGCAGAGAAACUAGCCGACUGCGCCCAGCUGCUGGAGGUGGAUGACAUGGUGCGCCUGGCUGUACCGGACUCUAAAUGCGUGUACACCUACAUCCAGGAGCUGUAUCGCAGCCUCGUGGAGAAGGGACUGGUAAAGACCAAGAAGAAGUGA